This is a messenger RNA of Caenorhabditis remanei, 2238 nucleotides long. RefSeq lists its product as uncharacterized. The coding region runs from base 1 to 2238 and encodes 745 amino acids. The transcript has 11 exons. The record is from RefSeq and is a predicted model, not a curated record. NCBI's taxonomy places the organism in Eukaryota, Metazoa, Nematoda, Chromadorea, Rhabditida, Rhabditidae.
AUGCCGACAAUGGUGAUGGCGAAUCCCCCUAAAACGGGGAAUAAUUCGCUCCGCAAGCGUCAAAAGAACAAAAACGACAACAUAGUGGCUAUUAGUUACAUGUAUGUCGGUACUCCAAAGAAGAAGUUCACUUUCUAUGUGAGAGAGCGCUUGGUAUACCGAUCAAACGUUGAAGUGACAUACGAAGACGUCUACAACUUCCUCGCUCACACUUCCAACGAUGACACCAUCUCCUUACAUUAUUCAGUUAAUGGGUUAUAUGUGCCAAUCACCACCACUGGACAACUGCAUACAUUUAUCCGUCAUGUUCAUAAUGACUCAACUGCUUUCUUGUAUGUGGAGAACCAAGACUACGUGUGGAAUGUGACACCACAGGACAAUACCCACAAAAUGGAAAAACGUGUUCCAGCUGGUGGGGCUGCUCCAGGUGAUGGCACUUCUGAUCCAUAUGAUUCUAUGGAAGAUGAAGACGAAUCUCAAAACGAGGUUGGAGACGAGGAGAUGACUGAAGAGGAUAACAGUCAAGACGAGGAAGAAUACGAAGAAGAAGGAGAACGUGACGACAAACAACAGCCAAUGCCAAUCUUCACGGAUGAUUCUGCUCCUGCUGUUUUUGCUGAGAAAGUUCCUGUGAAAGAAGCCUUCCUUGAGCCAAAACCAAGAGUGGUGGUGAAACCAAAAUCACAAACAACGACCGAAAAACCUGCGAACAAGUCAAACAACCGAGCCAGUUCAAAUUCUGAACGAACCGUAGCCCCGGCCGUACCGUUUCCUUCUAAGAAAUGGACAGUACAGGAAGCUUAUUUCCAAGUCAAGACGAUGUUGACGGAUGCUCUUACUAACAAAACGAUGGGAUCCGUUCCAGAGCAGGUAUCAGAACAGCUGGUUGUCAACGUUUGGAAUCCCGCAUUCCCACCCAACACCCAAGUCCUCAAAGAUACUGUUUCGUUAUUGAAAAACAGCAUUGGAACUGGAAUCCUCUAUUAUUACCAUAAAGUUAUGUCAAAAAUGAGUCCGGAAAUCUCGAACGGGGACAAAGCCGAUUCAAUGGAACUUCUUACCGAAUUCAUGCCAACGCAUGAUCCCGAAUAUCUUGCGGAAUUCGUUGAGAGUGCUUUGAUUGCAGCCUGUGACAUUUUGGAAAGUGUUCAGCAUUUGGCUCACCUCCAGAAAGAGUUUGACUACUUCAACCAGGCUAACGAAAAGCUCGUGAAGAAUAACGAACAAGCUGAGAAAAUGCAGUUGCCUAACCUUCAAGAAAUUCAUGAACACCUGAAGACAGCUCUGGUUUCGGCUCAUUUUGGAUUCAAUCUUCUGAAUCCUGUCUUCCCAGCUGGAUGCGAAUGCAAAGAGGCGAUACGUUUAGUAACCUUGGAGCUUCAAAAACUUGCUGCGGUCAUGAAAAAUGUUCAUCAAAAGAGUUCCAGCCCUCAACAAAUUCAAGAGACUGAAAUCUUCCUCAUCGAAAAUGCUCACGAGAUCGUCAAGAGAUUCACGGAUAAGGAAUGUCCACAACACCGAACGAUCGAGCUUGCACUCCGUAGCUCUGAAAUAUACAAGUGGCGUAAAGAUCUCUGCAUUGGCUACGACAAAUGGGUUGGACUCCGUGAUGCUGGAGAAAGUCGUCUCAAGAUACCUCUCAACUGUUAUGACGUCGUUGUUCCACUGCCAGCUCCGUUUUCCAUCAAACCGGAAGGAACCGUUGGAGACCCGAAUCUUGUUCCGAUUGCACACGGAUUAACAGAUAUGCAUUCCAACGCUACACCAUUGAAUAUGCCUUCUGAUAGUGCUAAACCACCUGCGCAAAACCAAGCUGAUUUGGAAGAAACUCUCGAUACAAUGAGAAGUAUGACAAUUAAUGAGAAACCAAAACCAAUUAGUGUUAACAAUGAGACAGUCGUCGCCAAAUUGACUGCUGCUCCCACGACUACAUCUGCAGCUGCUACAAACACUGGAGAAGUAGCUGAAGAUACAGGAGAGAAGAAAAUGAGUGAUCAGUUGCAAGCAAUGGUUGAUAAAAUGUACAAAAGUGUUCCAAAUCAACACAACUUCGUCUACCCCCCUCCACCAAAGCCGGGGGCUAUCCUCAUUCCUACAGGAGGUUUGGCUCACUGUCGUUGCUCUAAGAAUUGUCCAGAGUUCUUGAUGGAGCCAGCUUACGAAUACAUCGAACGUUUCAACGAGCCACGCCAAACCGUUUGGGAAAAAACCAAACAAAAACGUUUCAAGAAGAACUAG